Alternaria rosae is the source of this 1529-nucleotide messenger RNA. RefSeq names its product zinc knuckle-domain-containing protein. NCBI's taxonomy places the organism in Eukaryota, Fungi, Ascomycota, Dothideomycetes, Pleosporales, Pleosporaceae. The coding region runs from base 170 to 1240 and encodes 356 amino acids. The record is from RefSeq and is a predicted model, not a curated record. The transcript has a single exon.
GACAGAAGAAGAUUGAACUUGGCGAGGCUUGAUUGCAUCUUUUACCGGCUGCUGCUCUGACGCAAAAGUCGCGUCGAGUCCUCCUCUCUCCAUUCCCGUCAGCAACACCAGAGAACUUCGCCAACAAAAAUACCCAUUGGACUCGACUUGUACCGCAUCCAAGUCCGUCAUGUUCCGCCGCCCGGGUGCAGGCCGCUCCAAGGCUUCCGCAGAUACCCUCUGCCAGAAGUGCUUGAAGAGAGGACAUUACAGCUACGAGUGCAAGGCACCCGCUCAGGAACGCCCGUACAAGUCCCGACCUUCUAGGACACAGCAACUACUCAACCCCAAGCUGCAGCCUAAACUCACCACCGAGGUACCCGAGGACCUGCUGCGAAAGAAGGGCGUCGCCGAUGAGGUUUUAAAGAAGAAGGAAGAAGAUCGCAAGCGCGCGCGCUCACUCUCUACGUCGUCUGUCGACUCUGUCUCUACCAUCUCGACCAAUCGCUCCCGUUCCCGCUCGCGGUCUCCCCCACGACAGAAGCACAACGGACGAAGACAUCAUGGGGACCACGACAAAGCGUUGCGGAAGCGUAGCAGGCGCUCGGUUUCUAUGGAGUCGCGCUCCUCCCGCGCAUCGGACACUGCAGACAGGAACACAAGGCGGCGCAUGAGUUCCUUCAGUCCUGAUGAGCGAGGCCGCCGAAGAACCAGAUCCAAAUCUAGGUCCAGGUCUGCGCGCAUGCAGAUAUCACAUGAGAAUGCCAGAGGAAGAGCGCCGCGAAGCAUGAGUGAUGACGGCAGGUCGCGGAGCAGGAGUGUAAGAAGAGACAGGAGGCGACCAGCUCGACGGUCAGUCUCAAGAUCGCGGUCGGGGAGCGCGGAUCCCAUGGAUACGUCAGACGAGCGUAACCCACCAAACGGAGCACCAAGAGGCCAGCCAGGCGUCUCGCAUUCAGUACAUCGUGAGCCUUCCAGGUCACUCUCGCCAUACCACAGCAGUCGCGAUCGCAGCCCGAGUCCCUACUCCAAGCGCAAGCCUGUGCGCCGAUCGCGUAGCCCACAUGAAACAAGAAAUGGAGGACGGACCCAUGACAGUCCGCGUGGACCGGCAAGAAACCGUUUCGAUGAUCGAUCGACUGUCGCGAACAGCAGAGCUGCGAUGCCGCCAGCGCAAGCACCCCCACACCCACAAAGAGAGCGCAGCCUAAGCCCGUACAGCAAGCGAUUGGCCUUGACCAAAGCUAUGCAAUCAGGGUAGACAAAAUAACGGUUUUGGUACUUGAGAAAGUGGCCAAAACUGUAUAUCGGCACUUGGAGACUUGCAUCGAAAGUACACGGUGGGCGAAGGACAGUAGUAGCACAAUGGGUCACAAUGGGCAAUUAAAGUCGGAGGCGCUAUAUUGGCUUCUGUGGGCUGGAGGUCUGGGACUGGACCAAUUCUAAGCAUUAUGGGAAGGCGUUUCUUAAUAAUUUAAUUGCCAAACGAAUAGAGUCAAAUAGGCUUUUGCAUUGUUCUUUUCGAUUCUUCAUACGCCUCUUCUUUCUUC